AUGACGAAAGGUACGGGGCAAGAGCGUCCCCUGGAUAUUGUCAUACUGGGAGGAGGCAUAGCGGGUUUGGCAACGGCUGUGGCACUGAGGCAAAGGACUCCUCACCAUGUCACUGUGUUGGAACGAGCUGCGCUUCAAGAUUGCUCGGACCAUUCAAGGAGACUGGAAGACGACGGCGCUGCUUCGAGCGAGACACAGCAUCUAGACACAGAUUAUGGUAUUGCAUUGGCGCCCAAUGGAGCAUACAUACUUGGAAUGCUGGGAAUGAAGGACCACGCGCAAGAGCUUCGAGGAAUCCAGCUCGAUUACGUGAGUUUCAAGUCGUCGCAAGAACGUCAACUUGUGAUAGGCGUCACGCCUCGUGGCAGCGGCGAUGCCACGCACGUAUCGAAAGCUUUGUGAAGCCCACUGAUUCGUGUCUUGCAACUCCGCCGCAGUGGGCUCUGCGGCCCGCCAGCGACGAGGAAGUACCUCCCUCACAAUUUCCGACAGACCCUGCCGCGCCUGCCAUCUUCUGUAGCAGAGGUGCCCUGAUACGAUGGCUAAUCAAAGCAGCAACGGAUGAGGUGAGCUGUGCCGCGAAUCUUCGAUAAUGCUGCGAGACGAGAGAAUCGAUUGACGAAUGGGAUCUCCGCGCUCUUCCUACCACUUGCAAGUCCUUGCCCGGCACGCCAGUCACGAUAGAAAGUGGACUCGGAAGCCUUGAAAUUGAUAUUCAGUCAGCCAAAGCUGGCUCAAAGUCGGGCGACCUUCUUAUACUGGCGGAUGGUCUCACCAAGACCGGCCGAGCCGCUGUGCUGGCAGAUCAAGGGCUGCCGCCUGAACACUGGGAAGACGCUUACAUCACAGCGCCUCAAGUGGCUUAUAUGGGCCUGCUUCCAGUCUCUGCCCUAAGCAAGCACUCUCAUCUGCUGAUGGACAGCAAACUCCAGCUACAACCCAACGGAACCUUGAUGAAUUGGACUUGGGAUCCCGUAGACGAGGAAGGCAACGUCGAGGAAGAUCCGAUGCGGAGGGCAGCCAAGCAGCAGCGCUUAAUCCUCUAUCCGAUCUCGAAGGAGCAUGUCCAGCUGUUUGCCUACCUCCCGAGCACGCCAGAGCUGCUGGCCAGAUUCCAGCGUGGCACCCGCGGAGGCUGCGCUGCAUUCAUCCGCAAUGUCUGCUCUGAAGAGGCGGCGCACCAUUUCGCCGCAUUUGCGCCAAAUGUGAGGGAGCUAUUGACUGCAUGCCCUAAGCUCGACUUGGCGCAGAUCAGGGAUGCCCCCACAUUAGCCUCGUGGCAUUCCAAUGAUGCGAGAGUGGUGAUCAUCGGAGACGCAGCCCACGCUGCUCUCCCGCAUACAGGGCAAGGAAGCUCGCAAGCGCUAGAGGACGCCGAUGCCUUGUCUCAUCUUCUCAGCCCGCUUCGAUCAGCCACGAGCACCUCUCCCGAGGAGUCAGAGAUUUUCGUCCCGCAACUCGCUGCCGCAUUGAAGACUUUUGACUCGGUAACAUUACCUAGAGCUCACUUGACGCAGCGGAUAGCUAGGUUGUUCAAUGGUUGCAUCGAUCCUGCUGAGCUGCAGCAGAUGGACUGCUUCGACUUUGAAGAGUACAAUGCGCGCGUGAUGUCGUAUCGCGGAGUCGAGGCUCAUCUUGCCCAGAACGCAGCUUGA
Ceraceosorus bombacis is the source of this 1655-nucleotide messenger RNA. Lineage: Eukaryota; Fungi; Basidiomycota; Exobasidiomycetes; Ceraceosorales; Ceraceosoraceae. The record is from the annotation of a GenBank genome assembly.